GCUCCUGGAGACCAUCCAUGGUGGCAGCUAUGUCCUGGAGGUGGCCUUUCUCCUGCGCAGGGACAGCAGCGCCUGGAAGGUGGUGAGGGGCUGGCCCGGCCAGCUCCUCCUGCCCUGCAGAGGGGGGGUUCAUUUCAGCAGCUCAAUCGGUGUCAAUGAAGUAAAAGCCCUGGCUGCAUUAAUGACAUACAAAUGCACCGUAGUGGAUGUUCCUUUUGGUGGUGCCAUGGCUGGUGUGAGGAUCUAUCUGAGGAAAUACUCGGAACAUGAGCUGGAGAAAAUAACGAGGCAGUCUACUGUAGAAAUGGCCAAGAAGGGAUUUAUAGGGCCUGGGAUUGACACGCUGGCCCCUGAUGUCAGCACCAGGGAGCUGGAGAUGUCCUGGAUAGCUGACACCUACACCCACACGCUGGGGUACCGGGACGUCAAUGCCCAGGUGUGUGUGACAGGAAAGCCCAUCAGCCUGGGAGGCAUCCACGGGUGACGCUCUGCCACCGGGUGGGGGGUCCUGCGUGGCGUUGGGAACUACAUCACCAACACCGACUACAUGGACUGCAUCAGCCUGAGCCCCGGCUUCCCGGGCAAGACCUUUGUGCUGCAGGGCUUUGGCAAAGUGGGGCUGCACACCAUGAAGAACCUGCAUGAGUGCGGAUCCUGCUGCAUCUGUGUUGGGGAGACAGACAGAGCCAUUUACAAUCCCAGAGGGACUGACCCCAAGGAGCUAGAAGACUGUGAGCAGGGCCAUGGCACCAUAGCUGGCUUCCCAAAAGCAGAGCCCUUUGAGGGUGGCAUCCUGGAGCUGCCCUGCGACAUCCUCAUCCCUGACGCUAUUGAGAAGCAGCUCACGAGGGAGAAUGCACCCCAGGUGCAGGCAGAGAUCAUCACAGAAGCUGCCAAUGGCCCCACUACACCAGCAGCACAUAAAAUAUUCCUGCAAAGAAACAUCCUGAACAUAUAUGUGAAUGCAGGUGGUGUGACUGUACCCUUCUUCAGGUGGCUGGAGAACCUGAACCGUGUUAGCUACGGCUACCUUAGCUUCAAGCACGAGCAGGAAUCCAGCUACUGCCUCCUGCCGUCAGUGCAGCACAGCCUGGAGCAGUGGUUUGGCAAGGCUGGAGGGGAGAUUCCCAUCGUCCCAUCCCCAGAGCUCCAGGCCCGUGUGACUGGUGCCUCAGAGAAGGACAUCAUGUAUCCGGGACUGAUCUACACCAUGGAGCAGUCAGCCAAGCAAGUUAUGACCAUGGCUGCAAGGUACAACCUGGGCCUGGACCAGAGAAGCGCUGCCCACCCGUGUGCUCUGCCGAAGGUGCUCGCUGU
Leptosomus discolor (cuckoo roller) is the source of this 1317-nucleotide messenger RNA. Lineage: Eukaryota; Metazoa; Chordata; Aves; Leptosomiformes; Leptosomidae. The record is from RefSeq and is a predicted model, not a curated record.